Molecule: messenger RNA, 1035 nt
Organism: Plasmodium cynomolgi strain B
Lineage: Eukaryota; Apicomplexa; Aconoidasida; Haemosporida; Plasmodiidae
Product: membrane-associated calcum-binding protein
Exons: 1
Coding region: 1-1035 (344 amino acids)
Molecular function (GO): calcium ion binding
Source: RefSeq, a predicted model, not a curated record
AUGAAGAGGUACGUGUAUAGCAUCCUAGUGUCGUGUUUGGUGUUCUGCCUGAAGGAGGAUGUUCUAGUGGAAAGUACGGAUAUGCCCAUGAAGUAUGCUGACAUGCGAGGUUUAGACGACCUAUCGAAUUUGAAUGACGAGCAAGUGAAGGACAUACUGGGGGUAGAUAUCAAAGGAGCCAAGGAGAGAAUAGAAAAAUUAUUUGCAGUGAUCGAUAAAAAUAAUGAUAAAAUAAUAUCAGAAGAUGAGCUAAACAUAUGGUCUACUUAUGUAAAGAAUGAAGUCUUCCUGAAACAGGUGCAAGUAGAAAUGAAACAAAUAGAUGCAGAUAAGGAUGGGUUCAUAUCCUUGCCAGAAUUAAAUGAAGCAUUUUCACAGAAUCUAGAUGCAAAAGAGGUCGAAAAACACGCAGAAGGACUACUAAAGAGAUUCCAAAUUGUAGACAAGGAUAAGGACAAUAAGCUAAAUAUAAACGAAGUAGGAUUAUUAAUCGAUCCAAUGAAGGAUGAAGAAUUGAAGGAGUUAGAAAUUAAUGAAAUUUUGGAACAUCAUGAUGUAAAUAAAGAUGGCAGAAUAUCAGUUGAGGAAUUUAAGCAAACAAGAACGGAUGAUCCACAUGCAAAGAAAGAUGACGAUGUUGCUUUGGAUGACUUUAAUUUCUUUGAUACAAAUAAGGAUGGCUUUAUAGACAAGGAAGAAAUUGUUAAGGUUUAUUUUGACCCAUCCAAUGAAGGGGGAUCCAUUAACUUAUCCGAAGUGAAGGACACCAUCUUCGAAGGGAAGCCAAUUACUUAUGAUCUGUGGAAUGAGAAGGCACUCAAAUUGGCAGUUACUUCUUUGACUGACUACGGAGAUAUUUUAAGAUACCCAGAAGACUUCAAACUAGACAUAGGCAAGAAUGUUGUGCUGCCAUCUACAAGAAGGAGAACCGGGAUUGAGGACGACUUAGAUCAGGACGACGGGGCUUCAGGUGACAAGGAAGACGGUGCGGAGGAUGACAGCACACAGAAGACUCCAACCCCGGAUGAGUUAUGA